Molecule: messenger RNA, 2176 nt
Organism: Trematomus bernacchii (emerald rockcod)
Lineage: Eukaryota; Metazoa; Chordata; Actinopteri; Perciformes; Nototheniidae
Product: zinc finger protein 135-like
Exons: 3
Coding region: 107-1690 (527 amino acids)
Source: RefSeq, a predicted model, not a curated record
GGUGUGUUUAACAGAGACUGAAGCACACGGAGAAACGGUGUGUCUAACAGAGACUGAAGCACACGGAGAAACAGUGUGUUUAACAGGAAGUGGUGAUUUAGUAAACAUGAGUGUUGUGCUGCUCUCGUUGGUGAAGCAGCGACUCACUGCGGCUGCUGAAGACAUCUUUGUUCUGUUUGAAAGAACGAUAGCAGAGUACGAGGAGGAACUGUCUCGUUCAAAACAGGAGAACGAGAGACACCGGAAACUACUGGACGCUGUUUUACAGCCUCAGCUUCAGAUCCACAGAGCAGACGUCCAGCAGCUGGUGGUGGUUAAAGAAGAGGUUCCCCCUGAGCAGCAGGAGUGGAGCUCCAGUCUGGACCAGGAGGACCCAGAGCCCCCCCCACACAUUAAAGAGGAACAGGUGGAACUCUGGAGCAGUCAGGAGGGAGAGCAGCUUCAAGGGCUGGAGGAGGCUGAUAUCACCAAGUCCACAUUCACUCCUGUCCCUGUGAAGAGUGAAGAUGAUGAAGAGGAACCUCAGUCCUCUCAGCUUCAUCAAAGACAAACUGAACACCUGGAAACAGAAGCUGAUGGAGAGGACUGUGGAGGACCAGAACCAGCCAGGAACUCAGAUCCAGAGAGACAUUUACAACCAGAGACUGAGGACAACCCUGGAGACUCUUCUGAAGACACUGAAGACAGUGCUGAUUGGAAGGAGACCAGAGAACCAGGUUCAAACUCUCAGAGAAAUAAACAAGACCCUGUCAGUGAUUCAAGACGUAGUGCAGGAGAGAAACCAUUCAGCUGCUCAGUCUGUAAGAAAUAUUUUUCACAUAGAAGAAGUUUAAAGCACCACAUGAGAAACCACACAGGAGAGAAACCAUACAGCUGCUCAUUUUGUAAGAAAUAUUUUACACAGAGUGGAGAUUUAAAUAGACACAUGAGAGUCCACACUGGAGAGAAACCAUACAGCUGCAAUGUUUGUGACAAAAGAUUCACACAGAGCUAUCUGGUCAAAACCCAUAAGUGUGUUGGUCGUCAGUCCUCACAGCUUCAUCAAACUCAAACUGAGGAGAGCAGAGAGGCAGAGCCUCCAGCCAGCAGCUCAGCUGAACACAUGGAAACAGAAGCUGAUGGAGAGGACUGUGGAGGACCAGAACCAGCCAGGAACUCAGAUCCAGAGAGACAUGAUUCAAGACGUAGUGCAGGAGAGAAACCUUUCAGCUGCUCAGUCUGUGAGAAAACAUUUGCAUGGAAAGGAUAUUUAAAUCUGCACAUGAGAAUACACACAGGAGAGAAACCAUACAUCUGCUCAAUUUGUAAGAAAUCUUUUGCAGUGAGAGGAAGUUUAAAGUGCCACAUUAGAAUCCACACAGGAGAGAAACCAUACAGCUGCAGUGUUUGUGACAAAAGAUUUACCUGGAGUCAUAAGGUCAAAAGCCAUAAGUGUGUUGGUCGUCAGUCCUCACAGCUUCAUCAAACUCAAACUGAGGAGAGCAGAGAGGCAGAGCCUCCAGCCAGCAGCUCAGCUGAACACAUGGAAACAGAAGCUGAUGGAGAGGACUGUGGAGGACCAGAACCAGCCAGGAACUCAGAUCCAGAGAGACAUUUACAACCAGAGACUGAGGACAACCCUGGAGACUCUUCUGAACCUGACAUUUUCCAAGUCAAAUCUGCAUGUGCAACAAAAAAAGAGGACAAUUAAUUAGUCCUACGACAAUUCAGAUGAGAAAAAUCUGUCUGACUGUAUAAACUCUGUGUGACAAUAUUCAUACAUGACUUCAUAUAAACUCCAUCUUUAUCAACAGAAGUUUUGAAUAUGUUUAACGUUUUUGUCAUACUACUGUUCUGAUUUAUACUAUAACCACUGACUGAUUCAUCUGCAGAGUAGUUUCUCUAAUAAUCUGUUUGGUUAAUGAAAUGUUGUGACUUGAAACUUCCAUUGGGAUGUGUUUGAUAGUUCCUGUUGAGUUAUCAGUCUGUUCUGGUCUAAAAGAAGAACCAAUGACUUAUUGAUAUAGAGAAUAUUUACGAUGUUUCCAGUUUGAUUCUGUUCUGUUUAUAUCAUCAAACCAAACUAAAUGAAAAAAGCCUUUGAAACAGACUCACAUUCCUGCAUAUUGUUUGUGUUUACAGAUUACAAUCAGCUCAUUUAGAGUUCAGAGUUAAGAUGGAAUUUUAGGAUUAUUCC